Eucalyptus grandis is the source of this 1889-nucleotide messenger RNA. Its product is annotated as (-)-germacrene D synthase. The transcript is spliced from 7 exons. The coding region runs from base 16 to 1716 and encodes 566 amino acids. Gene Ontology annotation, molecular function: magnesium ion binding; terpene synthase activity. NCBI's taxonomy places the organism in Eukaryota, Viridiplantae, Streptophyta, Magnoliopsida, Myrtales, Myrtaceae. Gene Ontology annotation, biological process: diterpenoid biosynthetic process. The record is from RefSeq and is a predicted model, not a curated record.
AACAGCGAAAACAAAAUGUCUCUUCAGAUUUUAGCAAUCUCAUCUUCUUGUCCUGCUCGAGAAACAAGCCGCAUCGUUGAACGCCGUUUAGCAAAUUUUCAUCCAAGCAUAUGGGGGGAUUAUUUUCUCAAAUAUGCUUCUGACUCCAACUCGAUGAGUUCUCCUACUAUAGCAGAGGAUCGAAUAGAGGGAUUGAAAGGAGAACUGAGGAAGAUGUUGAUAGGUGCUAUGGAUAAGCCUUCGCAGAAGUUGAACUUGAUCGAUCAAAUCCAACGCUUAGGAAUUGCCUACCAUUUUGAAAUUGAGAUAUAUCAGCAGUUGGAACAAAUUCACAAAAGCUAUUUUGAAUUGCAUGAUGGUGAUAAAGACAACGACCUACACACAAAUGCUCUUCUCUUUCGAUUGUUACGGCAACAAGGUUAUGCAAUUUCAUGCGAAAUCUUUAACAAGUUCAAGGACAUCAAUGGGAAUUUCAGCAAAUCACUUAUUGUUGAUGUGCAAGGACUACUAAGUCUAUUUGAAGCUUGUCAUAUGAGGUUUCAUGGCGAUGAUGUUUUGAAUGAUGCACUUGCUUUUGCUAUGACUCACCUCGAGUCAAUUGAUAAAGGAAAGGCAAGCCCACUUAAAAAACAAGUGAGGCAUGCCCUAAAACAACCAAUCCACAAGGGAAUACCAAGGCUAGAGGCAAGGCGCUACAUUUCACUCUACCAAGAGGAGCCUUUGCAUAAUGAAGUACUGCUAUCCUUAACUAAACUCGAUUUCAACUUAUUGCAAGAGCAACACCAGAAGGAACUCGGUAACCUUACAAGGUGGUGGAAGGAUUUAGAUGUAGAAAGGAAGUUCCCAUUUGCUAGAGAUAGACUUGUGGAGAUCUAUCUUUGGACGUCGGGAGGUUAUUUCGAGCCAGAGCAUAAAGCCACAAGGGAAAUACUAACCAAAGUGUUUAGCAUUGUUACCAUUAUCGAUGACAUCUAUGAUGCCUAUGGCACAUUGGAGGAACUAGAACUUUUCACGGAAGCAAUUGAAAGGUGGGAUGUUGAAGUCAAAGAUGGAUUACCAGAGUACAUGCAAGCAUGUUAUAAGAUAGUUCUUGAUUUGUAUGAUGAAAUUGGCUACGAGGUGACUAGAAAAGGGCGAUCGGACUACCUUUUCUAUGCAAAAGAAGCGAUGAAAAACCAAGUGAGAGCGUACUUCACUGAAGCCAAAUGGUUCCAUCAAAACCACAUACCGACGAUGGAGGAGUACAUGCCCAUUGCAUUACCAACCACUGCUGUUGAAUUGCUGUUGGUGAUGUUGUUGUUAGGAAUGGGAGAUACCGUAACAAAAGAUGUUUUUGACUGGCUAUUGUAUAGCAACCCCAAGAUGGUGAAUGCUGUGAAAGUAGUCUGUCGGCUCAUGGAUGACAUCGCCGGACACAAGUUUGAGCAAGAGAGAGGCCAUGGGCCAUCUUCAAUGGAGUGUUUCAUGAAACAAUACGGAGUUACGGAGGAAGAGGCUAAGGAGGAACUCCAUAAUCAAGUGGCCAAUGCAUGGAAGGACAUUAAUGAAGGGUUGUGCUGCUCGACCAAUGUCCCUAGGCAACUUCUUGUGCGAAUUCUCAAUUUUACACGAGUUGUGCAUGUGGUGUAUAAAGAUGAGAUAGAUCUCUUCACUCAUGCUGGAACCAAGUUAAAAGAGCACGUUACUAAUCUAUACGUCAAUCCAUUGCCAAUGUGAUGGUUCGGAAGAACAAGUACCUAGCCGUUGUAGACUGCAUUAGACAGUUUCGGAAUCUGCUCUGCGUAAAAUCUGAAUUGUGCGUCAACCGUUAGAUAUGACUCUUCUCUAGCCCGAGAUGAAGUAAAAUAAGGGGCCUGUAAAUAUGUGAUAUUGGAAUAUAUUAAUGUUCU